Branchiostoma floridae (Florida lancelet) is the source of this 2064-nucleotide messenger RNA. RefSeq names its product thioredoxin domain-containing protein 3 homolog. Gene Ontology annotation, biological process: GTP biosynthetic process; UTP biosynthetic process; CTP biosynthetic process. Lineage: Eukaryota; Metazoa; Chordata; Leptocardii; Amphioxiformes; Branchiostomatidae. Gene Ontology annotation, molecular function: nucleoside diphosphate kinase activity. The record is from RefSeq and is a predicted model, not a curated record.
UGAUUGACGUGUACCAGGCCUGGGCCGGACCGUGCGCUGCCGUGAACGGGAUGCUCCGCAGGAUCAAGAACGAACUGGGAGACGACCUGCUGCGGUUCGCCUCGGCUGAAGCUGACAACAUCGAGGCGCUGGAGAGAUAUCGGGGAAGAUGUCAGCCAACUUUCCUCUUCUUUGCAGGAGGGGAACUUGUGCACGUGAUACGAGGCGCGAACGCGCCGCUGAUUAAUAAAGCCAUCCCAGACCUGCUGAAGGCGGAACACAGUGUGCUGGAGGACGGGUCCGAGAGGAAAGUGAUCACCGACCCGAUAUUUGACCAGGAAGACAAGGAAGCUGAUGCAGAGGAGGAGGAGGAGGAGGCUGGGGAGGAAGAUGCCGGCCCUCAGAAGGAGGUCACCGUCGCCAUCAUCAAGCCUGAUGCUGUGCAGGCGGGACAUGUGGAGGACAUCAUACAGAGGGUGAAGGAUGCUGGGUUUGAGAUCCUGGCCCAGGAGGAGAGGAUGCUGACGGAGGAGGAAGCUCGGGAGUUCUACAGUCACAAGGCCGAUGAGGAGUUCUUUGACGAGCUGGUAGCGUUCAUGGCGAGCGGCCCCUCCCACGUGUUGGUUCUGUCCAAGGGCGAUGAUGCAGGCGCAGAGGUCAUCGAUGAGUGGAGGAAGAUCAUUGGUCCGUUUGACUCGACCGUUGCCAAGGAGGAGGCACCAGACAGCUUACGAGCCCAGUAUGGUACAGACAAGAGCAUGAACGCCCUGCACGGCAGCGACUCUCACGAGAUGGCCACCAGAGAACUCGCUUUCUUCUUCCCCAACUUCCAGAUUCCCAAGUCAGAAGCGAAGCCUGCAGAGAAGAGACUGCAGAGAACGCUGGCACUCAUCAGGCCCGACGCACUCAAGGAGCACAAGGAUGAGAUCCUAGCUAAGAUCCAGGAGGCUGGCUUCACAGUGGCCCUGCAGAAGGAGAUGCAGCUGACCAAGGACCAGGCAGCAGAGUUCUACAAGGAGCACGAAGGACAGCUGGGGCUGGCCCGGGAGGAUGCAGUGGAGCGCUGGAGAGACCUGCUGGGGCCGAAGGAGGUUCCUGUGGCCAAGGAGGAGGCUCCAGACAGCCUGCGUGCCCAGUUUGCUGUGGAGGACGUCCCCAUUAACCAGCUCCACGGCAGUGACAGUGUGGACCAUGCAGAGAAGGAAGUUCAGUUCUUCUUCCCCAUGCAGCAGACACUCGCCGUGGUCAAGCCGGACGCACAGGAACACAAAGAUGCGAUCAUAGCCAGAAUCAAGGAGGCCGGGUUCAACAUCGCCUUCCAGAAAGAGACUUCUCUGACGGAGGAGCUGGCACAACAGCUGUACACGGAGCACGAGGGGAAGGAGUUCUACCCACAGCUGGUGGAGCACAUGACCAGCGGCCCGUCGCUCUUCAUGGUGCUCUCAGUUGAGGACGCGGUGGAAAGGUUCCGUGAGCUGAUGGGCCCGACCGACCCAGAGGUGGCUAAGGAGCAGUGUCCGGACUCGUAAGUUUCCUUCCCGUGUCUCAAGCCGAACACCCGGGGACAGACGACAUGGGGCUGCUGGAGACUGCUGCACUUACCAAUCAUGGCAGGAACAAUUGAAGAAGUCAAAAAGCUUUUAUCAUUCUUUGAAUUUCAGAGUGAUUUGCACUUUUGGCGAUGGCACUGUAACAGUUGUAAACUGAAACUAUUCAGGUUUGAAAAGAGUUUGGAAAAACUGCCAACAUUUUGGAAAAGAAGCGCACAAAGUAUUUGAAAAAAUCAUUCUGUUAGAAUCGGCUUCUGGUUUUAGUAAAUUUCCAAUAGCCUUAGUAUUCUGUGAGUUGGACCAAGAAGAAACUAAGGAGAUGGAAAUUUUUUAGAUCAUAGCUUUCUGUUGAGGAAUUGAUGAAAAAUAGAAAAAAAGGUAAUUGAUCAUUAAAGUCAAUAACAUUUGAAAGAAAUUAAAACUUUUGAUAGCUUUUCCUCAAUAAAACCUAGAAGAAAAGAGCAUAAAGUGGUAGCAGUCUCCUCCUCAGGCCCAUGUGCUCUCGUCCCCGGGGCAGCCAGGCCGGUGUGUAACG